AACACUUCUUCAAUUGUGAACCUCUUAUCACAUACUGUGUUUCUCAUAUAUUAUCAUUCCACCCCCCUAAACUUCCAUCAAAUUCCCAAACCCACCCUCCAACAAACACCCGUCGAAUGAAAAAGCUUCCCGCGUCUAUAAAUUCGGAAAUAAAGUUUUCCCCUAAAAUAACGCUCAUCCAUAAUUCUGUUACUACUCGAUCAGAUCAAUACAAACCCUAACCCUAAUCCCCUUCGUCUUCACAUCAAUUUCCCCCAUUUUCGAGGUUUUAAUAAUUUUUGUAUAAUAAUAAUAAUAAACAAAUAAUUGAGGGGCAAAUAUUAUUGGUGCCGCCGGCCAUCUUUAAUCCAUAGGGUUUCAUCUUUCAGGGGCAUGUUCAUGAUUUGUCGGACAGAACAAAAUGGAACACUAUAAUGGGAGUGGUAGCAGUGAGCAUUUAAAUUCGCCAGCUGAUGCUAUUUCUAGCAACAUCGUAGGCAAGGACACACUUGAUGAUGACAAAAUGGUUGACUGCGCUUCUUCAUCCUCCUACUCUUCCGUGUCCUCCUUUACUUCCUCAAAUCAUUUUGAAGUAGAUGUUGGUGAAACUGAUAGAACAUCCCCAGGAUCUGAAGAAAAUGGUUGUAGCUCAGUAGGAUUGAACCCGGAUAGUAUAUCGCCUACGCUAAGCAUGAUAAGUUUUUCACCUAAGAUUUCGCCUCAAACGUCUGAUCUGUAUAUGUUAGAUGCAUCUCCAAAACAAUCUCCUCCAAUCCAAGUGAUGACAGGCUAUGAUCCAAACAGGAUUCCAUCACCCUUAUUUGCUAGAAAACGCAGAACUGAUUCAGAAUGGAGUCUAGCUUCAAAUGAAUCAUUGUUCAGUAUCCAUAUGGGGAAUAAUAGCUUCUCCAUGGAUAAUGGUUUAUAUGUAAGCAAGUCUGGAGAACUUCACUGGCUAGAUGAUGAUCUUGAUUCAAAUUUUACACCUGAUGCCAGUAAGGCCAACAUGUCACCUGCCUUAUCCACAGUGAUAGACACAUCAGCAGAAAAUGAUCAGAAGAAUGCUAGUACAAACAAUGAAUCCGGAGUAAAAGACGAGCUCAACAAAGUCCACCUAGAUUCUGAAAGGGUAAAAGAAAUGGAGAGGACACAAUCGUUCAGUACUACUUCAAAUGUUCCAAAUGGAAAAGGGGAAAGUCCUAGUCGUAAUUCUGCAACAAUUGCUUGCAUUUCUGAGACAAGUUGCCAAAGCAAUAGCUCAUUUGCAUUUCCUAUACUUGCAGGAGGCAGUCCAAUUCUAAGUCCAACCAAGGUAGAGGAGGCUGAAAAGCCUCAGCCACCACCAUCAACAUCGCCUGCAGAGGCGGAACAAACUACAGCGAAAGCUCCCUCCACAACCCCUAAAGCUGGUGGCAACCAAUGGUUCCACUGCUUCUCCUGUUUCCCAAUCUGUUGUUGACGUUGUACCAUCACUUCAGACAUGUAUAUACCCGAACUAUGACAUUAUUCAGUGAAUCAGUGAGAAAUAUCUAGUAAUUGCCCAAUCUCAGUGUCCCAACUGCAUCAAUCCAAGAAAUCAGAUCCCUUGUAACGUAAAGCAAAGGUAUAUAUGCAUUACCAUAUCUUCCUAAAAUGCUUAUCGGUAAUCGGCUCAUACUACUACCUGUUUAUCCAGCUCUUUACUGAUGCUUAUAAAACGAGGUGGAAUUGUAAGCCGGGUAAUCAAAAACCUAAUCACUUUUUGGAUCUGUAGCCAUUGUAAAAGCAAAUAUCAUUUUUGCCCAAAUUUAGUAACAUACAUUAUGAUAGUAAAUGGGUACAAAUACGACGAUUAUACAUGUAAUAUUAAGCUCAUUGUGAAUGAAUAUGCGUUGGACAUAAACAUAUAAUUUCUAGUUUGAAAUGUCAUUGUUCAGUUUGUGAA
Molecule: messenger RNA, 1903 nt
Organism: Erigeron canadensis
Lineage: Eukaryota; Viridiplantae; Streptophyta; Magnoliopsida; Asterales; Asteraceae
Exons: 3
Coding region: 401-1438 (345 amino acids)
Source: RefSeq, a predicted model, not a curated record